AUGGAGCUAAGGAACGCUGCCUCCACCUCAGCAGAGGCACUUCUUCUGAGCAUGGACAUGGCGUACUCCAUCACCAUGGCGUCACAGGGCAGCUUGAUCCCUCCUUCACUGCCUGCGAAACCAAACACCUCUUCAGACAUCCGCAGGAGCUCACUGAAGACCACCGUGCUGAGUGUUGAGCACUCUUCGACUUCUGUUGUUGCCGUCAUGGUAAAGCGCUUCCUCCCGAGAGCUGCUACCCUCUGCCACUUCUUUGCUAGUUGA
Molecule: messenger RNA, 264 nt
Organism: Triticum turgidum subsp. durum (durum wheat)
Lineage: Eukaryota; Viridiplantae; Streptophyta; Magnoliopsida; Poales; Poaceae
Source: the annotation of a GenBank genome assembly